Messenger RNA from Planococcus citri (citrus mealybug), 5757 nucleotides. It is a transcript of the gene Bulli, whose product is annotated as regulator of MON1-CCZ1 complex protein bulli. Gene Ontology annotation, cellular component: late endosome membrane; lysosomal membrane; Mon1-Ccz1 complex. Lineage: Eukaryota; Metazoa; Arthropoda; Insecta; Hemiptera; Pseudococcidae. Gene Ontology annotation, biological process: regulation of autophagy. The record is from RefSeq and is a predicted model, not a curated record. Gene Ontology annotation, molecular function: protein binding. The coding region runs from base 3618 to 5552 and encodes 644 amino acids. The transcript is spliced from 14 exons.
UUUCCAUUCACAAAAUGUGUUAAUAAGUAGGCUAUUAUGUUUAUGCUGUAAAUCUAAUUAAGUAAUUUAUUUUUAAUUAUAAUUUUUAUAUAUUUAAAAAAAAAUCGAUGAAACUUAUACAAGCAACAUUCACUGUACAAGAAAUCUAUUAUACUAUUUCAAUUUCCUAAAAACUGGGCUAAAAAAAAUAAAUAUAGGCAUGGUUUACGUAAGAUAGGUCGAUGAAAAAAUUCACCCAAGUUUUAAUUUACAAGAAAAUUCGCGAUUGAUUGAAAAGGCGAAAAAAAUCGAAGAAAAAACAUUCCGCAAGGGAUACCGCGUCGAAUAUAGCUGAAAAAGGGUGUUGAGAAAUUCCUUAGCGAAACAAUAUCCGCAUAAAUAAUUGUCAAAAGCCUGUCAAACCGUUGGCGAAAUAAAAACAAUUUAGAAAAUGUUAGAAAAUUUACAUUUGGGUGGAGCUGAAUUCCGGGUCAAGAGGACGGCAUGUGGAAAUACCAAGGCUAUAAUAUUUAAUUUAUUUACUUUACUUAGUGAAUGAAAAGUGCGGUGGUGAAAAUAGGGGUUUUACUAGAAUGAAAUGAUGGAAAACUGACACUAUCGGUGAGAUAAAGACAGACGGGCAACGAGAGGAUAACUUAUUCCCGGUACCUGAUUCUGGGUUAGUAACGACGAGCUCCACCUUAAUAUUGAUUUCUUGUUUUCGUGUUGCUUUUAUAAAAACCAACAGAGAAAAAUAAUCUGGUUUUUUGUACAUUUUUUUUUGGUGAUUAGAUAUUAUACAUUGAAAGAUAAGUGUUAAUAGAUAUUAAUUUUUCUAACCAGUGCUACCAAUUGUUAAAGUUUUUUCGAUUUAUGAACUUUCUUUGAACUUGGGGUAAUCUUGACUUGACAUUUUGUUGUAUAACGUUUUGCAUGUACCAUUUUGUAAGGCGCGACUUGUUACGAAAACGGACAUUUCGGUGGACCGUUUUCGCUCUUUAUUCGAUAUAUAUUGCAAUAAAAACUCAAUAACGGUUGUUUUAUUCAUUUCUUUUUUUCCUUUUUUUUUCUUUUUUACUUUUUAAUAUGUUUAAGAUUUUUUUUCAUUUUAAUUUAAUUAAGUGCAAGCAUUUUAGAGCUAUUGCCUAAUAUCACACACAGUAAUUUAUUAGUUUUAUGUUGGAACUUUGUAGUUGAACUUAUCGUAUGGUAUAUUAAGAUCGCUUCUAAGGUAAUAAAUUUAUUGAAAUUUUAUUAUUAUCCAUUCGUAAAUGCAUAUUGCAACGGCGCAUGAGCAAAGCUUUAUAGUUUGUAAUGAUAUAAAUUUUUACAACUAUAUUGUUUUUCUCACGUGCAUCGUUGUGAAAGAAUCCGCUUAACAGGCUUCGCGUCGACCACUCAAGUAAUUUGCUUUUAUUCAUCAUUUCGCCGGGUAGAACAUAGAGAGUAAUAAUAAAAAGAAUGAAACGCUAAAUUAGAUCAAUUAAUGAUUAUUUAUGGUAACAUUUUAAAUAAUUUUAAUGGUUAAAAAUAAAAUAAAAAUAAUAAUACUAUUUAGUUUAGCUUUAUUAGAAUGUAAUUUUUAUAAUUAAAUUAUUUAAAAAAAUAUAAAUUAAACAUUUUUUAAAGAAUGCUUAAAUAAGACAAUAUUGCCUUAAUUAUAUCGCUUUUUAAUUUAAUUACCGCUUAUUUGAAAGCUGGAUUAAGUAUCUUUGAAAAAAUAUAGUUUGCCCUAUACUUAUACCUAUACGUAUAGUUUUUUUUUCUCGAAAUAAAUACCUACUUCACUUUUCAUUUUGUUUUAUAAAUUAAUUUUAAUAUACCAACAUUCCGCAGUCGUUUAAUUCAACUACCCCCAUAUUAAAAUUCUCGUGAGAAUACAAAGCAAAUGAGACGUUAAAAGUUGUACAAUUUAGAAAAAGGGGAUGAAUUUCACACAUAAAACUUUACGACUUUAUAAAAUGAACAAGUUGAUAAGGUAAAAUUCAUUAAAAAUGAUGUUUGAAUGGAGAUACGAAGAGCCAUAAAAUCUGUAUUUUAAUAAAAGCAUCGCGUCAUUUUUUCACGCGAAAAUAUUGUCUAUGUAACCCUUUUCCAUUACAUAAACCACCAACCCUUGUACCGUUCGAUAAAGGCCUACGCUUGAAUAUCUUGUAAUAAAAUUAUUCGCAUAAAAAGAUUUACCCGACGUUGAAAAACCUGUGCCAAUCAUGUAUUUAUACGACAUGUCAGAGGGACCCCGAUUUUUUACAUUUUGCAAAAUAUGCUGAUGAAAUUUUUUUUAUCCUGUACUUUUUUUCUGUUACGAGAUGACUUCUUUAUACAUACCUACCUAGUCGAUAAUAUUGUAAAAUGUUGUACUAGAUUCGAUAAUACGUAUGAGUAGGCCUAGGUAUAUAAGUUCCACAUUUUUAAGCUGGGUUUCAAUAGGCCUAACAUCGCCGAUUUGAGGUCGAGAAACUGUAAUGGCUGAGGUAAGUUAUUAUUUUAUUUCAAUUUUUAUACAUUUCACUUCCAUCAUCGAUUGCAGAGCAAUUGUUGUGUUUUACACAUGUAAGUUUUCAACACGAAAAAUAUCUAUGACUACACCCAUCAAAUGCACGCAUAUAGUACAAACAAAAUACAAAAUCCAAGCGUACAAUUUUUCAUGAUUUACAUUCUCACACACGAUCAUUUUUUUUUUGCCAUUAAUCAUGGUGAGAUACCUAAAUGAAAUUCAAAUGCUACAUGAACAUUAAUUAAACAUAGUACGAUCAACAAUGAUAUGCCUAUGGACUUUAUUCAUUCUGAAUUCUAUUUUUCUCACUAGGCAUUUCUCCAGACAAUUUAACACACCCUUAUCUCAGAAAUCUAAAUCAUUGAAUAGAAAGAAACAUAUUGUAAAAAUGUGGGUCAUGCUGUGUUCUUGUUUUCGGACAAUAAUUUCAAAUUCAAUUCAUAUUUCAAAAAAAUAGAUUACUUUAUAUUUUUCAUCUUUCGUAAAUUUUUACCAUAUGGUAGAGUAGAGUAGGGUAGAGGUGAUGAGAUCAAAAGUUGAAAAUAAAAAUACAUAGGCUGUUCAUUAUUUUUUUAAGAUUUCGUAAAUCACUUCAAUUUAGAACCCAGAAGUUCAGAAUCAAACCUAAUUAGACAUCAGUGUUCCCUUGCUGACUUGAGAGUUGACUUUCUAAUUUUCAGGGUUUUCAAGUUUUCAUUUUUCAACUGUUCAUCGUUAAUUCGUUAUCGUUAUCGAUUAUUUUUUCGCUUACUGGCUUACUAUUUCUAUUUGAUUGUCUUAAUAUUGUAUUUCUAUUUUAUAUUUCAUUUUCUUUUAAUUCUUUUCUAUUUAAAGUCCAGAAUUAUUUUUGAUGAUGAAUUGAAAUUUAAAAUUAAAUUAAAAUUAAAUUUUGAAAAUGAACCAAGGUUUGAUAAUUAAGGUUGUUGUAUCCUAGAAUUAUAAUUGUACAAAAUCGUUCGAUAUGAAAGCCAAAAACGAAUGAACAUUCCUUGCUACUUUCUAUGUUAACCUUGGAUUAAAUUUUUAUUGAUAAGAUUUGAAAAAAAUUUAAUGAAUAUCAAGUAAUUUUACGCCUGUAGCCUUCACAAUCAAUUGACGUGUCUUUAUUUAAAAAAUGAUAGUAAUUUGAACAGAACGAAAUAUGAAUUCUUCGUAUUGCCUGUCACUCUCAGACAACCCUCUGAGGUUCGAACCUUUGAGGAAAAUGACUUCUGUAUUCUACGACUACGAAUCCAAAGAAAUUUUUACAAUUAUCCAUUCCGACGAAGUUAUGCAAAUUAUUGUUGAAAACACUACCACUAGAAAGAAGACCAUAUAUUACGUGAAACACAUAAGACGUGUGAUAUCUUUGAAAUUUUCCCCUGAUCAAAAAAUCUUAGCCAUUCAACACGAUAGUACUUCAGUAGAUUUUAUUACUUUUCAUAAUGGCACACAAGCGUCGUCGUUUACACAGUCUUCCAAAAUCAACAAUACAGAGAUAUUGGGAUUUAUAUGGGUCAAUGGAUCUGAAGUUUUAUUCGUUACCAAAUUAAGCUUAGAAUUAUAUCAGGUUGAAUUCGGGAAAAGAACGUUGAAGUAUUUAAAAUGCGUCAACAUGAAUAUCCUGUGGUUUUUAUACCAUCCUAAGACGAAUUUAAUCCUUUUAAGUAUCGGUAGUACUAAUUUACAACCAUUUUAUGUAACCGAUGGAAAUUUCAACAAGUUACCUAAGCUAGAAAUCGAAUACUCGCCGUUUCAAAAGCAAAUUAAACCGAGUACGAUUCAUCAGAAAGAUGUGAUUUUGACUUCGUGUUAUAGUCAUACUCGUGUAAUGAUUUUUCAACAUUCUCAAGGAGGAUCGUUUCCUGGAACUGAUAUUGUUAUUUAUACGAUCAGCAAAACAGCGCCUCCGAAAAAAACGCACGUUUUAAAACUGAAUUUAUGUGGACGGUUUGCUGUGAACAUAGUUGACGAUUUAAUCGUAGUUCAUCAUCAAGUUUCCAAAACUUCGUUUUUAUUCGACAUUGGUUUAUCAAUCAGAGAAGAAGAUUCGGUUUCUACAUUAAAGCCUAUCAUCGAAGCCAUGUCCAUUGAACCACCUACUGAUAUCGAAUCCGAAUUGUAUUCUUCUCACUGGGUGACUUUUCAACCGAAUAUUAUAAUAGAUGUAGGAAUAGGUGCAUUUUGGUAUUUGAACCUAAACUUGUCAACGUUUUUAAAUCUAAUGAAAGAUAAAUGCAUACUGACGGAUUUUCUCCUGCAAAGAACUUCUGGAAAAGAAUACCUCAUCAAAAUGUUGAAUGACGUAAUGAUAAACGAAAACAGAAAUCUAGAGGAAAUAGCCACGCUAUUCAAUCGCCUGAACCUCGUUUAUAAAGAUAAAUUAGAGCUAGAAUUCCAAAGUCAAGUCGGUUUGCCCGUUUCAUCUUCAGUUACCGUACAAAUUUAUAAGCCUUUGAAAACAGUCAAAAUUGUGCUGAAUCAAUUGGACAUGUACUCUAAUGUAUUUUCCAGAUUCGCUGAUUACGCUUAUAAAUCCACUCCAAAGAAUCGUAAAAUAUUUAUAUGGAUACUGCUCGAAUAUAUAAGAUCGUUGACAGAUCAUAACGUUUCGGUUCAACAUUGCAUUAACGAAUUACUUAUCAAUACUCUGGUGCUGAAUAAAUGCUUUAAUGAGCUUCAUCAAAUACUACAAUAUCAUGUUAUUUCGGAUUCAAAGCCCUUAGCGUGUUUAUUACUCUCGUUGGAAAACGUUUAUCCUCCAGCUCAUCAAUUAGCAUUAGAUAUGUUGCAUCGAAUGGCCAACGCUACCGAAGAAAUAACCGAAGUUUUACUUUCCAAACAACAAGUGAUUUCAGCCUUGAGGUAUAGUGACACUUACGGUACCGAAAGCGAAAUUUCAUUUAGAAAAUACCUCGAUGUCGCUCAUUCUGUAGACGAUCCGGAUGUAUUUUAUUCGAUAUUCGUCGAGCUAGAAAAUCGCGAUAAAACAAGAACGAAAAAUGUAUGCCAAUUAUCGAGCGGAGGCCAUUGCGACGUUUACGUUAAAGCUUUCCAAGACCGUUAUCGAAAAAAUGCCAUUAAUACGGAAAAUUAAUAACGAAAGGACGCUUUUUACCAUAUAAGCUUUCGUUUCCAAUUUAUAACAUAAAUUACUAGACUAUUAAAUUCAAAUAUUAUGCAUAGAACAUUGUAUCCAAUUUGACUGAAUUAUUUUAUAAUUUCUCAAUUUCAUAUGUCAUAUUUUUUUUUCAUUUAUUAUAAAUAAAAUCUUUCAUACUUGUUUGUGAUACAUAAACCUA